UCUGGAAUAAUUCUUCUCGCCAAGCGGCGACCCUUCGCCUGUUGGAGUUGCUGCUUUAUCAACCAGCGGGAUGCGCGCCUCACCGACCCUUUGGGGUCACAGGGCCCCCAGAGGAUGGGAGGGCGGCUGCUAAACAGGAACCUUCUUGUCUUUCAUCCGACAGAUUGCCUAAUCCUAAUUCAGAGAUGGAGUUAUCAGCCUCAUCUUCCGCCAUCUCUGAGCAGCAGCUGCAGGGGCCAGAGGAACAAAGCAACACCAAAACAGACUUGGCCGGGCAGAGUCUCAUCUCAUCCGAGGAAUGGCUAAAACUGCAUGGACUUAAGAGCAACAAAUUGACCUUGAAACAGAUUCUGUCACAGAUUGGAUUCCCUCAUUGUGAAGAUUAUGUGACUUCUCUGGGGAGACUUGUGGCUUCCCGGUAUGCUGAUGGCCUGUUUCCACAGUUCUACAGACCCGAAGAUGGCAGAGUAUACAACUUGACAGCUAAAUCAGAACUGAUCUAUCAGUUUGUGGAACAUUUAACACAAGCUGUGGAGAGUUACAAGCAGCGGAUGGACUGGCUCACCAGCAGAAGCCGGCAGAUUUUUGGUGUCGUCUUGGAACAGUGCAUCACCAUAGUGCUGGAUUUUGGUGGCAUGCUGGAGGAGGAGCUUAAUCUGUGCCAAGAUGCUCUAACAAUGGUCCUCCAGGAGCAGGUGGCUCAUAUAGCCAAGUUUAAUAUCAUACGGGUUUCCCAGCGGCCUGUGAAAUGGCAGGAAAAUGCUGUUCCUGUGACCGAGCAGUCCAUAGCCGCUGCCAUCAGUUGGGUUGAGAAACUGCCUUUUGAGCUGGCUGUGAGCCAGGCUAGCUGCCUGGACGCUCUGCUGGAAGCUGGGAACGACAAAACGAUUGAAUCCAUUUACUACUUUGUGGUGGGAGAUGUUCCUGAGCAAACCAAGGGGCUCCUCCUUCAGAGGGCUUUGGAGAUCCCAUGUCCUGUCUGCACAGUGUCCUUCAAUGCCAGAGGAGAAGGCACGACAGCUUUCUUAAAGGAUCUGAGUGCCAAGACCCACAGCAGAUUCCAUGCAUUUGCGGAGAGAACAGAGUGUGUGGAGUUUCCCCCACUUGCCGUAAAGGAUGGUGACAGUGUAAUUACUUGGAAUUUAAGGAAACUGAAAGGAAAACGCCCUCCAGGAGCUGGGGUCAGAGAGGACGUGUUUCUUAUUUGGAGGGAGAUGAAGGAAGCCUGCAGCACUCUGACUCAGAUCCAGAGGCUGGUCGCUGAGCCACCCAAGUCCAAUGUGGACAAAGUCGACCAUGAAUCAGGAACAACCUCUGUCAAGAAUGAGUCAGACCUAGAGGACACCUGGGACUCCAAGAAGUGGCUUCAGAAAUAUGGUUUGAAAGCCCAGAAGCUGACCUUUUAUGACGUCCUUGCUGACUGCUGCUUCCGCCAUGCUGAUGGAGUUGUUGAUGUGAAAGCCAAACCAGAGGAUGAGUCCGUGCAGACCAGUGCGGAGACCAACAAGAAGACAGUCCAUGCGAAAUACUGCAGUAGAUUUGUUCAUGCUCCCUGGAAGGAUGGGAGCUUGGUCCAUGUCUGCAUUACCAAGGAGAAGUGUACAUGGUACAGCGAGAGAAUCCACACAGUCCUUGCCCAGAUUCAGAGGAGGAUUAAGUGGCUACAGGAUAGAAGUCAAAUCCUCUUUGGAAAAGUACGUAAUGAUUGCAUCUAUGUCCUCAUUGAUACAUCUCACUCAAUGAAGAGCAAACUGGACUUGGUGAAGGACAAGAUCAUCCAGUUUAUACAGGAACAGCUGAAAUAUAAAAGGAAAUUCAAUUUUGUGCAGUUUGACGCCCAAGCAGUUGCUUGGCAGGAAAAACUUGUUGAAAUCAAUGAAGAUAAUUUGAGAGGGGCUCAGUCCUGGGUUAGAGACAUUCAGAUCGGAAGUUCCACAAACACCCUGCAUGCCCUGCAAAUUGCUUUUGCCGAUGAAGAAACACAAGUAAUCUACCUUUUGACGGAUGGGAGACCUGAUCAGCCAACUGAAAUGGUUAUAGACCAAAUCAAAGUUUUUCAGAAAAUUCCUAUUUACGCCAUCUCCUUCAAUUAUAAUGAUGAGAUUGCAAAUGGAUUUUUGAACGAGCUUGCUUCUUUGACUGGGGGAGAGUUCCAUUUUUAUAAUUUUGGCUGUAAGGAUCUGUGUCCUCCAGGGACUGUUCAGAAUGAAGAUCUGACUCUUUUAAUUAAGGAAAUGGAGCAGGGACGAAGUGACCUGGAGAAGGUGCAAGACCUUUAUUCAGAGUCCUUGAUCAUGGAUUGGUGGUACAAUGGAGAAAAGGAAGGGGACAAUAAGCAUCAAAAAGAAAUCAGUUCUAUGGUUUCAACCCCAGAAAAAUAUGCAAAACCUCAUUCUGAUGUCGAGUCAACACCAAUGUCAUCCCUAAAUAUGUUGUACUUACCAGAGGAUCUUUCAAAUCAAAAGAUUCAGAAAAAGAAAGUCCUUCACGCAGAAUCAACCAAAACCAGCCUGCUCAGAAACCAGAUGUCCAGCCUCAAGAGCUCAGCUUGCAGCAAGAGGACAGACGGCCUUUCCACUUCCAGCAGCUGGAACACUCCAAGUGACAGAGAAAUAAGCACCCUGCUGACAAAUGAGUACCUAGAUGGCAAAUCAUUAGGAAGAGUGAGUCGAGAAGGAAAAGAGGUUCAUGACCAAGAUAUGUCUUCAGAAAAGUGGCUCAAGACCCAUGGCUUGGUUGCCAAGAAACUCACUGUCAUGGAUGCCUUGUCCAUGACAGCGGUCCCUCACAUCCCCACCUAUGUUCCCAUUCUGGACAAGCAUGUUGUUUCCAAGGUCUUUGAUGAGGUGUUCCCUCUGGCACACGUGUGCAACACCACCAAUAAGAUGACAUUAAUUAACCCCCAAGGAGUCAAGCUCAAUAUCUAUAAGCAAAAAGUGGAACAGGCCAUUAAGAGCUAUGAAAAGCGCUUGAAUAAAAUUGUUUGGCGAGCAUUAUCUCAAGAGGAAAAAGAAAAGUUAGAUGCAUAUAAACCCAUGCGGUACUUGGAAAACAAGGCAGCUUUAAACAGGGCAUUAGAACGGUUGAAUUGGCCCAUUUCGUUGAAGGAGCUGUCGAUGCUGGAAAAUGAAAUCCUAGCUGGGAAAAUGUAUAUCCAACAGGCCAUGGAACUCCAGGAGGCUGCCAAGAAGGAGAAUCAUGUGAGCAAGUCACAGGGAGAGCAACAGAAACCUCAAGGAAAUCCAACAAAGAAAACCAAAUCAAAAAAAUUGGAUCCCCUCAAAGGCCAGAAAGUUAUUGCAAGAUGUGAUGAAAAUGGCUUUUACUUUCCAGGGGUUGUGAAGAAGUGUGUGAGCCCCACCCAUGCACUGGUGGAUUUCAGGUACGGAGACACCAAGGCUGUGCCCACCUCGUUCAUCACGCCUGUCGGGGGCGCCAUGCCCUGUCCCCUGCUCCAGGUUGGAGAUUAUGUCUUUGCCAAAAUUGUGAUACCCAACGGAUUUGACUUCUAUGUCCCUGCCAUUGUCAUAGCACUUCCGAAUCAGGAUGUGGCCGACGAUAAAUUCUACACAGUUUUGAAAUGCAACAACCGGAGAGAAUUUUGCCCUCGGAGUGCACUUAUUAAGAUCAGCCAAAACAAGUAUGCUCUCUCUUGCUCUCAUAUAAAAUCACCCCCAAUUCAGGAGGACCCAAAAGUGGAGGAUGUAAAAACGAAGAACUCUACUUUCUUAAUAUGUCCACUCAAAGAAAUUGACACUGGGGAUUUACGAGAGCUAAGACAGGAGAACCCUAGAAAGAAGAAAAAGAAACCUGCCAAGAGGCUGCCUCUCCAGGAGAUGGUGUCCUCGGACUCAGAUGACUCUUCUCAUGGCAUCAGGUCCCAAGAGUCCAACCCCAAGAAACACCCCCAGCCCAAGGUGGGAGGGGGACGACAUCACCUAUCUCUGGAACACCCUGAAACCUCUCUCAAGAAUAGUGCACUUGAGGUCACUCCCCAGUUUCCAGGCCAGUUUAGUUCCCAGUACAGCAAAAACUCUAACACCCUUAAAGAGUCAGCCAGCCACGCCAUUGCUGCCAUACCUCCACCUCAAGCAGCCCUGCCCUUCCCUCCUAGAACGACCCACAGCAGCAAAGGGCUGAGGACCAUUGCUGAGAAACCUUAAAGCAGUCUAGUGGCAACUAUGUUUAAGAGAGCCAGCAUUCUUCCAGGGCUGCCCAGACCUCAGCCCCUCAUCACUGUGGAACUAGCCCCUCUGCUGAGGUAAGGCCGCCCUUCAUUCUACCCAUUCCUAUCCUGUUUGUAAAACAGAUACACUUACCUGUUAUCCCCCACCUGGAUCUCCGGUCUGUUUGUGCUUAUUGGCUCUGGCUUUUUCCAUUCUUUUUCCUAUUAUUUUCCCUGUCCUCACCACACUAUACUCAAUCUUUUGGUAAAUUCUACAUACCCAGAAGUUGAAUCUGACAAAUUAUUGUCAUAGGAUUUUCAGCUUUUUGGGGGAAGUUAAGGUAGUUAUAAUCCAAGCCUGCAGUCUUGUUUUAAAUUGAUUAUCUUAUCUGAAUUAGGAAUUUUUAUGACUUAAUGUUAAGACUGAAAUUAAGACCUAGUAACUUGUCUGAGAUCUGCAAAACAAAAUUAUUGAUUUCUGGCCAUUUUUAUUGAGCCCUUCCUAAUUAUUUUUGUUUGUAGUCUGUUGUAGGUACCUCUAAUUGAGCGCAGAACCAGAAUAAAAACUCUUACGUUGGAAA
Molecule: messenger RNA, 4746 nt
Organism: Mirounga angustirostris (Northern elephant seal)
Lineage: Eukaryota; Metazoa; Chordata; Mammalia; Carnivora; Phocidae
Gene: VWA3B
Product: von Willebrand factor A domain containing 3B
Exons: 28
Coding region: 186-4163 (1325 amino acids)
Source: RefSeq, a predicted model, not a curated record